AUGACCACCUUCGAGAUCCCCUCAGAGCAAUGGGCUGCAGUAGUUGAGAAGACCGGAGGACCGGUCGUCUACAAAAAGAUCCCCGUCCAAAAGCCCGGCCCUGAUGAGGUGCUCAUCAACGUAAAAUACUCCGGCGUCUGCCACACUGACCUCCACGCUAUGAAAGGCGACUGGCCGCUGCCGACUAAAAUGCCCCUCGUCGGCGGACACGAGGGCGCCGGCGUCGUCGUCGCCAAGGGCUCGCUGGUUGAGGACAUCGAAAUCGGCGAUUAUGCCGGCAUCAAGUGGCUGAAUGGUAGCUGCCUGCACUGCACUUUCUGCCGGCAGGCGGACGAGCCGCUGUGCCCGCAUGCUCUGUUGUCCGGGUACACAGUUGAUGGCAGUUUCCAGCAGUAUGCCAUCGCCAAGGCGAACCAUGUCGCCCGCAUUCCAAAGGACGUUGACCUCGAAGCUGUUGCGCCCGUCCUCUGCGCUGGUAUCACGGUGUAUAAGGGACUGAAGGAGUCUGGUGCCCGUCCAGGACAGUAUGUCGCCAUUGUCGGUGCCGGCGGCGGCUUGGGUAGCAUGGCGAUCCAGUAUGCUCGUGCUAUGGGCCUGCAUGUGAUUGGCAUUGAUGGCGGUGAUGAGAAGGGGCAGAGUGUGCGCAGUCUGGGCGCAUGCGCAUACGUGGACUUUACCAAGAGCCCGGAUCUGGUGAAGGAGGUGAAGGAGGCAACGCCGGACGGGUUGGGCCCGCACGCGGUGCUGUUGCUGGCUGUGUCGGAGAAACCGUUCCAGCAGGCGACGGAGUAUGUGCGCAGUCGUGGUACUGUUGUAUGCAUUGGCUUGCCAGCGAACGCGUAUCUCAAAGCGCCGGUGUUUGAUACGGUGAUUAGGAUGAUCAACAUUAAGGGAAGCUAUGUCGGUAAUCGGCAGGAUACGCAGGAGGCGAUUGAUUUCUUCCAGAGGGGGCUGAUCAAGGUGCCGUUUAAGACGGUUGGCCUGAGCCAAUUGCAGGAGGUGUAUGAACUGAUGGAGGCUGGUAAGAUUGUCGGGCGGUAUGUAGUUGAUACCAGCCGGUAA
Thermochaetoides thermophila DSM 1495 is the source of this 1062-nucleotide messenger RNA. Its product is annotated as dehydrogenase-like protein. The record is from RefSeq and is a predicted model, not a curated record. The transcript is spliced from 2 exons. NCBI's taxonomy places the organism in Eukaryota, Fungi, Ascomycota, Sordariomycetes, Sordariales, Chaetomiaceae. The coding region runs from base 1 to 1062 and encodes 353 amino acids. Gene Ontology annotation, molecular function: zinc ion binding; oxidoreductase activity.